Messenger RNA from Brassicogethes aeneus, 2980 nucleotides. NCBI's taxonomy places the organism in Eukaryota, Metazoa, Arthropoda, Insecta, Coleoptera, Nitidulidae. The record is from the annotation of a GenBank genome assembly.
UUUAUUCAAAAGUAACACCAUCAUAAAUAUAAUAAUAAUCCCUAACCUUCUAACAAUAAGGUAAUCAAUAAAUAUGUUUAUGUAUUACGUAUAGCAAUUUUUUCUCUCAUUAGAUUCACCAGCAUGGUUUCCUUGAUUCAAGAGGCUGCGUCAGAUGUAAGACGAAAUUUCGCACGGCGUCUCGGCAAGGCAAACAAGAACGAGACACCUUGAAAAAAUUAACAUAAGGUGAAAAUAAGUAAUGAAAGUAUUGGCUGUAGGUAAGGUUGAUCAUUACAGUGUAACAUGUUGUCAGAUGCAGACCCAGAGGACCACUACAAUCCUUCUGUCAGAAUAGUCGACUUGAAACGCAAUGGCACCAACUGUGGCUUCAAGCUGACCAGGGGUAAGUGGGACCCCUACCCCUGGGUGACGAAGGUGGAAAAAGACUCUGCUGCGGAGGUGGCCGGGGUCAAAAACGGCGACUGCCUGUUGGAGCUCGACAGCGAAGAUGUGGUUGGAAGAAGAAUAUCAGAAAUAGCCGAUUUGGUCAAGGGAAAGUCCGGUAAAAUAUCCUUGUUGCUUUGGAACGCCGGAAUCGACCGACAGUGUUCUCCAGAGGCGCUAUGCUGUGGUCCCAUGCCUAAUAAUUUACAAAGGCUGUCAGCUUGCAUGUCCAUUAUACUAACGUUUCUAGAAUGUCCCGUAUGUUUAGACACCAUUCCACCACCUACGUAUCAGUGCGAUAAUGGACAUUUGAUAUGUAUUAGAUGCCGAGCCAAGUCUGAAAGAUGCCCUGUCUGCAGACAAAGAUAUGGGAGGGGAAGAUCAUUAUUAGCUGACCAAGUGUACAAUUCCAUCGUGGAUGCGUUUGGUCUAAAAGAAGAUACAGAUGAAGCCAAAUCAGCGAAAAUCCAGCAAAUUUUUAGAUUAAGAAAGAAAAACGUACCUGACAUAAAAGUGACGCCUUCCCAUGCGAAUAAAUUUUUGGCGAAAAUAGUUGGGAAGGCAUCAUCGGUUGAUAAUUUAUCGUCAACAUCGAAAUUGUCGUCACCUAAUGAAGGUGAUUUAAAGGCGAAAUCGUUGUCGACGACGGAAAUAUUUCAGCUGGAUACACCCCCCGUAUCAAGGUCUGGUUCUAUAGGAAGAAUCAGUAGAAACGAUAAAAAUAGGAUUCGAAGCAUGGAGGAGGAUAAUAGGCCAGCUUCGUAUCAUGGUUCCUAUGACUCUUUAAAUGAUAUUAUAACCACGACGAAAUUUUCAGAGGAAGAAACAUUGUAUCAUUGUCCCUUCGAUUUAAAAUGCACAUCCUUACUUAAUGGUAAAAACAUUUUCCACCAUUUUCAAGUAACCCACAACGGGCCUUUGGUUCAAUUCUUUAAACCCCAUGUGAAAGUUAACCUAAGAAAAAUCCUGGACGAGCCUGAACUGUGCUACGUUAUUAAUAGUGAAGGAAACGCAUUCUUCCUUAAAAUGGUUUUAACGGAAUCAAGCAACGAUGAAGGAAAUUCAAAGGACAUUUUGAUAUGGCUGUGGUAUUUAGGUUCGAAGAAGUCCUCGAAAGAGUUCGAGAUGCAAGUGGAGCUUAUGAAUGAAUCGACAAAUCGCACUCUAUUGAGCGUGAGAAGUUCAAUAUUUUCAUUGAGCGCCGUAUCGGGCCAAGAAAUUCAAGACUGCAAAAAAGGGAUCUUUUUGAGUGCCAAAACGUUGAAUACGGUGACGCACGCGUCUAGCAACGACAUGCUGGAUUUAAAAAUAUUAAAAACCGAUGUAGAAUAGAGUAUUUAUCUUCAGUAUUAAUAGAUUUAAGUUUUUAUUUUUACAUUGGAUGUAUUUAUUAUAAUUAUAAGCGCGUUAAGUGUUAUUAUGGUAGGCAACCCGGAUUGCACGUUUCGCUUGUAUUUUCCAAUCAAAGUUUCGAAUUUGUGUUUGUUUAUUUUGAUUUUGAAGUUGGUUUGUUAAUUAAUUUGUUAAUCAUCAGCAAUUAUCUAAAUUCGUCAAUAUUGAUAAUGAAAGGGAAGGGAUAAGGGAAACUAUUUGCUCAAGAUAAAUAAACAUUUAUUUCUUAAUAAUUAUAACAAUAAACUUUCUUAUAUUACAAGUAUCCCAUGUUUUUUUGUAUUUGUCGGAUACUACAUCAUCAUAAUAUGAAAAUAGGGUAAAUCUUAUUUGGUAACAAUUUUUUAGUUUUAAAAUUUUUGUAGAAAAUUUAAAUAUGUACACUUAAAUAAAAAUCAUUUCAUAAAAAUAAAUAAUUUAAAAUUGAUUUUUUGGUUUUCUUAUUUUUUUUUCGUCAAAAAUUUACAAAUUAUUUACGCUGAUAAUUUGAUUAAUCCAACCGAUGAACGAUGACACUUUUACAUAAACACCUGGUACAUCUAUUCUACCACAACCAAAACCCCAUGAAACCAGUCCUGCCAAUUCAUAAAAACCAUCGUCUUGGCAAACCAAUGGCCCUCCACCAUCGCCCUAAAAAAACCAUUAGAUUGUUUCUUUGUUAAGUUAAGUGAAAAACAUACCUGACAAGCGUCAUUUCCUUCUUCACCACCAGCACAAAAACUGCUGGCGGGAAGAAUAAAUAUUUUUUCAGUUACCGCAUUCACCUUCCUGAUGCACUCGGCAUCACUUACUAUGGGUAUCUCAGCUUCCCUUACUCUCAACGGUAUAGGUCCAGCUAAAUAAAAAACAAUUAAACAAAACACCACAAUGUACCACUACUGUACCUUCACCCAUGUACCCAUAACCCGUGACAGUGCAUCUUUUCCCGGCAGCGUGGUUAACACCGCGAGCCGGUAGGCACACCAAGCAAACUCCUUCCUUCAACUCGGCUUGCCCGUGCAGCUUCAAUAAAGCUAUAUCGUUAUCCAAAGUCUGACUGUUGUGGUUAUGGUGAAUGUACGUGGUCGCCACUCUUAAAGUCUGAGCCCCGGGACUUCCGUAUUUCCUGGUCAGAUCGUGAUCUCCAACUCUCACGUAUAUCGCAUCUCCAGAACGAACAAUA